ACUCGUUCCCACAAAGUCAUAGACUCAACUCAUUCCAUUCUUUGUUUCACUCCCACCAUGAAGUAUUCCAUUCCGUUGCUUGGAUUUCUAAUAGUAUCAUGCUUUAGUGGUUCUCAAGCUGAAAAUGCCUUCUCACAAUACUGGGAAGAACAUAUUGGUCUUCCACAGCCUCCACAUUGGUUAGCUGCAAAGGCUUCUCCAUUAAGCCAGCAUCAUAUAACAAUGUUUAUGAAACUUAUAGAGGAAAAUGAAUUGGCUUUCCACCUACAUUCAUUUUGUAAGAUGGCUAACAUUGCUUGUUCUACAAAUGCACUGAUAAAGAAUACAAUGGAUGACACAACUUUGCCACCAAUUGCACAGUGGAAUGAAGCCAAACUGAAAUAUGAAUAUCCAAAUGAAACACCCCUAUCAAUUGCCAGCCAAGGUGGAUUGCCAUAUUUCCGGGAAUCAAUGGUGAAAGAGGGAGGUUUCAUGUCUAUCCCUGAUUUAAGAGACCCAAUGUCAUAUAAAUCGUUUUUGCCACGACCGCUGGCAUCAAAAAUUCCAUUUUCCUUUGCACAUAUUGAGGAAUUGAAGAAGCUUUUUGGCGUGGUGGAUGAAUUAAACAUGGAUGAGUAUAUUCAAGACACUCUCAAGAUAUGUGAGAAAAGCCCCAUUCAAGGUGUGCAAAUUACUUGUGCAAUUUCCGCUGAGGAUCUCAUCGAUUUUGUUGUUGAGAAAUUAGGGCACCAUGUACGCGUAUGGAGUACUGAAAGCGUCGAAGGAUCUUAUAUGAAUGUCACAAUUGGAGCUGUGAAACUCAUCCAUGGAAACCAGUCUGAACCACCAGCAUUGUGUCAUAGUCAGCCGUUCCCAUUUCAAGUUUAUUAUUGCCAUGUUUUACAGAAAGUAAAAGUAUAUGCAGUUGAUUUACAUACUCAGAAGAAAGUGAAUCAUGCAAUCAUGGCAUGUCACUAUGAUACAUCUACUUGGAAUCCAAACCAUCUUGCUUUUAAGCUGCUAGGUUUUGGCCCAAGAUUAAUUGAAGUCUGUCAUUGGAUAAACCAGAAUGGAGUGAUCUGGACAAAGCUUUAAGUUGAAUAGCAUAUGAAGAUUUGAUAAUCUUAUCUUUUCUUGGUAAUCUUUACAUGUUACUGCUUAUGCUAUUUGAAGGACAAAUAAUGAUCUACUUUCUAUUACUUGUUAUAUCUUUCAAUUAAUAUAAUUUCUGUUUUUCAA
Molecule: messenger RNA, 1218 nt
Organism: Macadamia integrifolia
Lineage: Eukaryota; Viridiplantae; Streptophyta; Magnoliopsida; Proteales; Proteaceae
Product: polygalacturonase non-catalytic subunit AroGP2-like
Exons: 2
Coding region: 58-1074 (338 amino acids)
Source: RefSeq, a predicted model, not a curated record